AUGGAAUCCCCUCCAUUUACGGGUGAAACCUCAAGGGCCCAGCCAUCAGACGACUACACCCACCCCAACCGAAGCAAAGGCCGCUUCCGCUUCAAAAGCAGCUCAUCCCGAAGCACUAAACACCACGACCACCACAGAGACCACCACCACCAGCCCCCAUCCUCCUCCUCAGAAACCCACCGCAAGCGCCGGAGUCACUCUCCCCGCACUAGCAGAUCCAAAGAUGAAUCCCACUUCCACUCUCACACCCGCCCCUCCAAGCGCCGACACAAACACCACCCGCAAGAACCACCCGCCGACCCUACCCAACCAUCCCCCCUCUCCCCCAGCGCCGCCUUCCGCGAAUCCCUCUUCGACGCCCUAGGCGACGACGAAGGCGCCGCAUACUGGGAAACCGUCUACGGCCAACCAAUCCACAACUACGCCGUACCGGAAGUACCCAAGGGUCCGGACGGGGAACUCGAACAAAUGUCCGACGAGGAGUACGCGGCGUACGUGCGGUCUCGGAUGUGGGAGCGUACGCGGGAGGGGAUGAUUGAGGAGCAGGAGCGGCUUCGUGAGGAUCGGAGAAGGGCUAGAAAGAGGGAGAAUGAAUCUAGUGAGAAGGAGAGGGAGAGGUGGAGGUUUGAGAGGGAGGUGGAGGAGAGUUUGAGGAGGGGGGUUGAGAGGAAGAGGAGGAAGAAGAAUUGGGAGGGGGUUUGGAAGGAGUAUGUUUCGAGGUGGGAGGAGAUUGGGAGGGUUGUUGAGAAGAAGGGUGCUGCUGGAGGUACGGAGUCGAAAGAGGAUGGUGAGAAGGAGAAGGAGGGUGAGAGUCCGCCUCGGCUUCGGAAUUUGCUCUUCUGGCCUGUUGAGAGUGGGAAGAGGCGGGAUGUGAAUCCAGACUCGGUACAGGAGUUUCUGCGACAUGCGCCGAAUGGAGAUUUAUUGGGGACGUUGAAGAUCGAGCGUGUGCGUUGGCAUCCGGAUAAGAUCCAGCAUCGGUAUAGUGCGUUGGGGAUUGAGGAUGAGGUGAUGCGCAGCGUUACCGAGGUGUUUCAGAUCGUGGAUCGGAUGUGGACUGAGGAGAGAGAUCGAGCUUGA
Penicillium subrubescens is the source of this 1080-nucleotide messenger RNA. RefSeq lists its product as uncharacterized. Gene Ontology annotation, biological process: canonical NF-kappaB signal transduction. Bases 1 to 1080 code for a protein of 359 amino acids. The record is from RefSeq and is a predicted model, not a curated record. Lineage: Eukaryota; Fungi; Ascomycota; Eurotiomycetes; Eurotiales; Aspergillaceae. The transcript has a single exon.